GUGAAUGAUCGGAGGGACAUAAUUGACAAAACAUGGCUGAUUCGGGAGGUAGCGUCGACUUGAAAGAAGAAGAAAACAAUUCCUCCACUCAGUCGGAGGACAAUGUCAAAUUUAGAGAUCCAUUACUAACUGGUCUUGAAAAAGAUAGUGACGAUGACGGGAUGGAGAGUCUUGACCUGGAUGCUUCGGCAAGGUCCGACAUCACAGUGUCAAGAAGUUCCAGUCUGAUCGCCAAUUUCCGUCUGGACGAUGACUUAGAUGGAGAGACAAAGGACCUCUUUGUGAUUGUGGACAAUCCAGAGAAGCACACAGGAACAAUCGAGUCAUAUAUCACAUUCAGGGUGUCCACAAAGACAACUAGAAGUCAGUUUGAUACGUCGGAGUAUGCAGUGAGGAGGCGUUACAAUGACUUCCUGUGGCUACGACAGAGACUUGAGGAAAACUAUCAGACCCAUCUUGUGCCGCCCUUGCCAGAGAAGCAUACCUUGAAGAGAAUGGACAGGUUCAGCCCCGAGUUUCUGCGUGUCCGACAAGCAGCCUUACAGAAGUUCCUGACCAGACUGGCCGACCACCCAGUCCUCUCCUUUGACAAGAGUUUCCAUGUGUUCCUCACUGCUAAAGCUUGGGAGUUCCAAGCCCAUAAGAAACAGGGGUCAGGAUUUAUCAGCCGCGUGACGGACUCGCUCCACAACAUGGGGGCAUCCUACAUGAUGAAGAACAGGCCCCCGGAGUUUAUGGUGAUGCAUGAGUAUAUCCACACCUUCGGAGACAAAGUCUCAGUCAUGGAUCGCAUCGCCAGCAGGAUCGUCAAGGAACAAACAGAGCUGCUGGGAGAGCUGAAUGAGUGGGCGCCUGUGUACACUCUGUGGUCUAAUUCAGAGGAACAGCUCAGCGACACUCUUGUCCAGAUGUCCAGGACUAUAGAAUCUACCUGUCAGAUCCUCAAAGACAUCAUUGACUCCACGGAUGACCAGCUGCUGCAGCCCGUCAAGGAGUACAUCCUGUACACCGAGUGUAUCAAGGCUGUGCUGCGCCGCCGUGAUGCUAUGCAAAUGGAGUAUGACAUGAUUGUUGAGGAACUCAACAAGAAGAAAGAUGAAAGAGAACAUGUGAAAAUAUCGGACCAGACAUAUUCUAUUGGUGCCUUCCUUGGGAAGGACCCGGAGGAUGUUAAACAGCAGAAGCAGGAUAGGCUGGAACAACAGAUAGCUGAUCUGCAGCGCCAGAUGGAAAUGCUAAAUGACCGGACAGUGGUGGCGAAUGCGGACUUGAAGGCGGACAUGGAGCGAUGGCACAAGACUAAACAGAGGGACAUGAAGGACAACUUGGUCAACAUGGCCGACAGACAGAUACAGUAUUAUGAAAAGUGCCUUGCAGCCUGGGAGGAUGCUAUCAGGGCAAUCCAGACACCGCGAGAAACCAUCACAAUACCAGAUGACAACCUACAGAAAACUGAGGACACAGACAAUGUGUGUGCAGACACAACAUAGAGACACAGUCACCUAGAUGAGAGAUUACUGCUUUAAAGACAGGCCGACUGUCAACAAUGUCUGAACAUGGCCGUGACGUCUCAUAGACCAGGGUUAGAGUAGCUUCCCUUUGACAAAGGGCAGUUACUCUAGCGGAAAGACCGAUGGAUUGCCGCGAAAGGCAAGUAAAAACAAUUGUUGUUUUGCGUAUAUGUUGCUUCGGCACUGUAUAAGAAAGAGAUUUCAGUUGAAACUACAUUGGCUACUGUCACUGUCCGACUGACACAUCACUUACCCUGUGACGUAAUAAAUAUUAAUGCGCGCAUAACAGGAAAACUCGCAAUGUUUCGGCAAUGUUUGUGAGAGAGGGGAAGCUAUUUUCAAGCACAGAAUUAAAGAAUGACAAUAUAUGAUAAAGAGGUUAUCACGCUUGUGUGUUUUUCACAAACACACUCGUGUGAUUACCUCUAUGUCUUGUCAUUUUCACUUCAGUGCACUUCAGUGUGAAUGUAGUGUCAAAGUCAGGGUAGCUUCACUGCUUGUGAUUGACCUUAAUUGAUGCUCACUAAUUUUAACAGACUAAAUCUUCUGUAAUGACAGAUGCAUUUUAUUGUUAAAGGUGGCUGACAUUACUUGACGCUUGUCAGUUUUUAAAUUUAUCUCUAGAAUGCGUAAAAUUGCUUUGCUAUAUGUCAAUUUGUUAAACAAAAUUUGUUAUUCACCUGCAUUCUUACUCAUGAAUAGGCAUAUGGUAAUAGUUAUUGUUGUUAAUACAAUAUACCCGUGUUUGUCGGACCAUGGUCCACCUGAUGAUACCUUCAGGAUAUAUUUCUUGGUUGUUACCUUACAAAUGUUUGUCUGAAUUGUUUAUCUAAAUAUAUGAAUGGCUCUUUAUUGUUUGUUUUCUACUGCCAGCACCAUCAACAACAACCUCAGCUGUGGCAGCAGUCCUGUCUUAGUGAAACUCUGUUGCCAUUAUUAUACUGAAUAGAAAUUAAUAUUAUUUCCUAUUUGUGACUGCCACCAUCCUCGCUUAUCCAAGUUUACAUUCUCCAUUGUAUUAUGAUUUACACCCUGGACCAAUUCACCAGCAAUGCUUCAUUUUGGUAGUGAUGUAACCAGCUCCAUCUCUCUUACUGCUAUUAACUUAGCAGAGAAUUUCUCUCAGCUCAAGAGCAUGAACUCCACAACAAAAAUACUUCUUCCAAAUGUGAGUGGCGCAUAUAUCUCCAGUCAAAAUUUCAGCCUUGUCCAAGUGAGUCCUCAAUAUGUUUAAAGGAAUCAGGAGAACAUGUUACGAAAAAAGCUUUACCGGGUUACUGGGAGUACGAAGACUCCUUAUGUCACAAGAUGUUCAAGUCAGAUCUGUGACGGCACACAAAAGUUGAGUCCUGGUGAAAUCGCCAUAUUUCAAUCAUGAAAGAAAAGAAAUAAUUUAUUUGGAUGCCGAUUUGACCAUUGUGUCAUUCAAACUGGACUCUAAACAAAGAUGUGGAUGCGAACAGGUCCAGGGUAUCGAUCAUAAUAGAAUUGUUAUUUAAUACAUUGCAUAACCGAGGAUGUACUGCCACUUGAUGGGUUCCCUGGCACCAUGACCUUUGUCUUUAAUUCUCAUGUAAGGAUGCAAUACAUUUUGAGUGUAGAUUGGUACCAAGUCCUGUGUUCACAUCGUGCUUGAGCUGUCCAACAGAUGAUUUGUUGAUGUAUAAUUGUACAUACUUUAUCCUGUACAAACAAUUUAUUUAUUAAGGUCAUGUGAACUGAUUUGAUCUCGGGCAUACCAUGCCUGUCUUUGUUGUUUCUAGAUAAUUCUUCGUUGUUAAUGAUUGUAUUGUGAUAAUUGUUGGAAUCAGAAUGAUCAUAUCAGGUGUGUUUGUGGCUGAAUGGAGCCUAAAGAACAGGCUGUUUGGUUUCAAUAUGGAGGUUAAUUUGUAAGAAAAUAACAGUGACAUGAAAUAAUUUAAAGUCUGUAGGCAUGCUAGGCUGGGUAGUUAGCUUAUGUUUUAAAGGGUUAUGUGUGCAAUAUUGAAAAUACUACCAGUCAAAAAAUAUUUUGAUCUAAUUUCACAUAUUUAUUUAAGUUUUGCAAGGGUACUAAAAUUUAUUGAAGCUCAAACACGACCAAUGCUUUAUUUAUGUUUUUAAAUCUUGUAUUUGCUCAGAAAAAUGCAGUGAAUAUACAUCUGUCCACCUAGGAAUUGCGGGUUUACUUAAAGUGCAGUAUGUGCCCUAUUCCUAUAUAUAUUGAGAGAGAGAGAGCGAGAUGUUCAACCAUCCAAGUGUUCAAGGUUUGUCAUGAUAUCUAGAUAAGACAGCAAUAACAGCAGACCUAAGUUGAUUAGAUCAACUACAUUCACCGAAUGAGUUAUCAGCUGUGCGAAUCAGCUGUCUAAACCAGCUGCACCACCCAGCUGCAGUGCACCUCCCUGGUGUUGAAUCUAACAGUCGCUAUGGCAACUGGGUGCUGGGGAGUUGUGAUUCCUGAGUGGACUGUUGACUUGUUUAUACACAAUUAAACCUAGUUAAUCUGGACACCUUCCUAACAAAUGUCCUGAUCUUCAGUGAACCAUCAAUUUAAACUUACUGGUUGCCAGCUAUGGUGCCUACUUGAUUUGAGGCAGGGGUGGCCAUCUUGAUUGUGAAGUACAAUGUUGUUCACUGUUUUGGUUCUCUUUUCUUGGUGCCUUGUGAUAAAGACUGGAUGUCUUGAUUAAUGACCCAUCAUCCAGAAUGCAGGGUUUCAAGACAGACAAGGUCUCUCUGUAUGUAUUUUUUCAUCAAGCUAUAACUGAUGUUUAUGGUAGAUAAGCCCAUUUCCCUACCAAGAUCUUCAUGCUCUGCAGUUAUUAUAAAGUCAAGCUGUAAUUAAUUGGUUGGCAUUUUUUUUUCAUAAAUUCUCAAAACUCAUUUUUUAGUCAUGACUAUUUUCCAGAUGAGAAAUAUAU
This is a messenger RNA of Haliotis rufescens (red abalone), 4414 nucleotides long. Its product is annotated as sorting nexin-30-like. Lineage: Eukaryota; Metazoa; Mollusca; Gastropoda; Lepetellida; Haliotidae. The coding region runs from base 33 to 1490 and encodes 485 amino acids. Gene Ontology annotation, molecular function: phosphatidylinositol binding. The record is from RefSeq and is a predicted model, not a curated record. The transcript has 12 exons.